GAGCUCACGUGAUGGAUAUGGCGGAGAGAGCACCUGACAGCAUCUGUUUAUGUCAUUUGUAAUCAGCCCUUUGCAAGCAGUGCAAGCUUCAGUAUAACCACCAGACCCGGUGUCAUAACCACGGCUUAGAGGUUAUUCAACAUGUCAACAGUUCAGUAUCAUCAGACGUGGCUAGUGGACUUUUUCCACUCGUUUCCACACAUAGAUUUGACGUUUCAAUACACAAACUCGACUUUCGACCCUGAAAGACCAACAUAUAGAGAGGCGCUGAUAUUUUUUGCAGCCCUGCCAGUGUUGUGGUGUUUAAUCUCCCUGCUGCUGUUCUCUUGUUACUAUGUAGUUCAGUGUUGCAAAGACAAACCAAAGAAGCGACGCAAGACAGGCUGUCUGAAGGUCUUCAUUGGUCUCAUGGUCACCCUCGGAUGUGUUGCACUAGCAUUUGGUUUCUAUGGUAAUGAGGAGACACAUGAUGGUGUAGAUGACCUUGCUGAUUCACUGGCAGAUACGAACCAGACACUGCAGAAUGCUAAACAUACACUGACUGUGCUGGACAGGCUGGCUGACCAGAUCUCCAAGCGUGGUGUGCAGGCACUAGAGAAUGUCACUGACACUAUAGGAAACCAAACAGUCUCGCAUUCCAUUCACAGCCUGAUUCAGACCAUCAUUGACAAAUCAGCCGAAUUCCGCACAGACAUAAAGGUUUUACAAAAUGACACAGGUGGCUUUGAUCUUCAUGUCAUCAAACAGGAGAUUGACUUCAUAGAAUUUUACAGAUGGCUUGCAACAUUGAUUCUCAAUACAUUAUUUGUGUUCCUGAAUCUGUUGUUCCUUAUUGGCAUUGCUAAGUCAUCCAAGUGUGUUCUUGUGACAGCAGCCGUGGGCAGUCUUUGUUGCCUUAUUUUCAUGUGGGGAGCUUCUGGAUUCUACAUAGGUGUUUCAAUGGCAACAGGAGAUCUGUGUUCUGAUCCUGACUUAUUUGUCCAGAGAACGGUAUCUGGUACUGUCAAGAAAGAUGUGCUUCAAGCAUACUUGACUUGUACAGAUAACAACAAGCCAUUCACAGAGAGCAUUGUCAAAGCCAAUGAAGCUGUUGCCCAGGCCACAUCAGCACUCAACAAGACUGUCGCCCUUGCCAAGCCAUACAACAUCUCAAAUAAGAUUCGCAAGCCAGUUGCCUACCUGCGUCAGGAGCUGAAAUAUGUUGUGAGUAACCUGACUGCACUGAAUGACGUUGUUAACUGUGAGCACAUCCACAACAACUAUGUGAAGUCUGUCAACGGCAUCUGUGACAAAGCAAUGAUUGGUUUGGCAUUCAUGUGCUUGAUGUCUCUGAUCGUGGGCCUCACCGUCACGUUUGCCAUAGCAUUUGCAUCACGCACAUGGCCACACUUUGGCAAAAGGCGUGGCUACUAUCCUGUGGAUGAUACUGAUCCUUUCCUGCCACGCCCCCCACCAUAUGAGAGCUACGGCACGAUGCGGAGUUACGAGAGGGAAGGAGGAAAUAGUGUCCCAAGCCUCAGUCGGCGAAGUGUAGGUAGUGAGCAAGGAUCUCGACCAUUUUGGAUAGAGGAUACCACUGCAAAAAGUGUUAAUGAAGAAUCUGGUGCAACCUUGAACUUGCCAAUGGGUGAAUCACCUCCUCCCGCAGACUUUCAGUACCAUCCUGGGAGGUAUAGCAGUAUGCAGCAGUACAAUAACCUGGCCCCCAACCCCGGGGCCAUGCAGGGAUCCAGUGAAACAUGAGGCAGCCAGGGAAGAACGGAUCACAUGACCACCAGCAGAAAUGAGCACUGACUCAUUUGAUUGAAUGAUUUUAUUGUCAGAUAUAUUUUUAGCUCAGAACUGUAGUCAUUACAUUUUGUAUAUUGAUGUACAUCCUUUUAAACUUUUUAUUCAAUAGAUUGAGUUUACACUGGAACUAUUUUAGUUAAUGUCCUCACAUAUGUGACAAAGUUUCUUUAUUCCUUCGCUCCAUUUGCCCUUAAACAUGUUUAGACAUGUUUCUGGUUUACCCAACAUUGUGUAAUGUAGAUGUAGUUUAUGAUGGAAGAUGAGAGUGAAACCUCAUCGGAAGGUGAGAGUAUCUGGGGCUGCCCAGAUUUAUGAGAUUGUUACCUACUGCUGACCUGAAGACACCAAAUACUGAAUUCUGCUCAUAACUUGCUCAUUCAUGUAGAAGUGCCGGGGACCAGUGAUUGUAUCGCCCAUAUCUAACUGGGGCUGAAGGGAUUCACCAAUAUUUCCAGUUCACUUCACUACUUCAGCAUCUCUAAUUCUCAAUACUCACCUGAAGUUCUCAUGUAAUGGUGCUGAAAUAACAUGAUCAUAUGAUUUCAAAAAAUGAUUUGUUAAAGAGAGCUACAUAGCUUUUACUGGGAAUAGUGUAAUAGAAUAUAGUAUUUUUACAGAUGUCAGAUUGUGACCUUGGUGAGUCGUUUCAACCAAAAGUAUAUCACUGUAUCCAUGGGUGGUUGGAUUUGGUCCAUGUAUCUACCUGCCGGGUACCAGUCAUGAAUACUUCAUUUAUAAAUAACUGAAAGUUACUAUUGACAAUAGGUGCUUACAAAGUUGACAAAUCAUUACGAGUGAAACAAGUGAACACCGGUUAUGUACCUUUAAGACAAGGUACUAUCUGACUCCAUGAAUUAUGUGGAGAGAAAGUUCACAGACAUGAAAUACAGCACCCUAUAUUUAAUAGCUCAAUCUAAGAAUGUGUCUUUGAGAAGAACUGUAUCUACCUGCACCUGCUGUACCUAUAGUACAUGGCGCCACCAGGUGUGUGAUAAAGAAGAGUUGUAUCUACCUACAUCCGAUGUGCUUACAGUACUUGGCGCCGACCAGGUGUGUGAUAAAGAAGAGCUGUAUCUACCUACAUCUGAUGUACCUGCAGUUCUUGGUGCCAAGCAGGUGUGUGUUGAAGAGGAACCGUAUCUAUUUACCUCUGAUGUACCUGCAGUUCUUGGCGCCAGGCAGGUGUGUGUUAAAGAGGAACCGUAUCUACCUACAUCUGAUGUACUUACAGUACUUAACAGACUCAUCAGCCGUAAUUGUCUUCAUUUCUUCAUCAAGUUCACAUAACUGACAAUGACCCAAACAUGACAUCCCAUUAAUAAGUCAAUCUUUGUUUCCUCAAACAACUAUCCCCUAAAUAUCUACCGUCACCACCAGUAUGAAUGUGUUAAUUGAUAAAGUGAUGACAGUAGUGAUUUUAAGAUUAUUGUCUUUGAAGAUUUUAAGACUUUGAAUGUGAGGAAAAUGUGAUGAAGAUAAACAGAACUCAAAACAUGACUGAUGGAAAUGUCAGUGACUAAAUCAUGUACCAGUAUUGAAUAUGAUGAUGCUCAUCGCACAAAUUUUGAAAUGAAAAAAUGGAGUUCCCGGUUCAUAGAAGGAAGUAGCAGGUUCAUUAAAUGGAAUACCUGGUUCAUAGGAGAAACUACCAGGUUAAUGUCAGAUGCAUGCCAUGUCCAGUUUAAGGUGACCUUUCUCCUGUUUGUACAUUUGAUUCUUCAACAAAGAAGAUAUUUGAUGAGGGUUAGACCUAGACACUAGUCUUCAGACAAGUGAAAAUCAGGAAGGACCACUUCUUGAUGCCCAAGAUCUAUUUACAAGAUAUCUGCCUUGAGCCGUGAUGACAUGGUUAGCUCCACACUGACUCCUAUUGACUAAUGGUUGUUAGUAUCUGCUGAGAUAUUUCAAGUUAGAAGUAGGAGAUAAAUAUGUAAAUAUCCUCCAUCAGCAUUGCUGGAAAGUGGAAUCUUCCAUCUUAUUUCAUCAUGAAGAGGUUCGAGACAAUCCUUGCAUAUCCACAACCCUGCUUCAGCAUUGAUGGAAUCACCUCAAAGUGUACUCUUCCAUUUUUACCAUGUCUGUAUGUCCAUAGACUUUUCCUUUUAUUCUUCAUCCUCAGAACAUGCUGCUUGUGCUACUGCUCUCUUGUACUUACACUGAUGAUAUCCAAAGAUGACUGUUGUCCAGUUGAUUGUUGAAAUGGUGUCUUGUGUUGUGUAUAUAAAACUUGCUCACUCUGUAUAUAGGGUGUUGAGAUCUGGGACAUAGUGUCACACAGGAUUGGCUGUUUCCUUUGGACGAUGGUUCAUCAGCGUGACAUAUUGAAAACAUAAAAGAUUUGGAGUAGUUUGCACCUGUUCUAAUAGGAGCCACUAACCUAUAUGCAAAUGAGUUUGAUAAGCGUCCUCUAUAACGACAGAACAUUUACAUAACAGUGCAUAGUUUACAUGUGUUCAUUACAGAGUUUGUACAGAAAACAGGUACUUAGAAGGGAUGUCUUGUAUCUCUAUCCAAAUUUGUUUAGUUCCAUUGAUAUUUGAAUGACACUUGUUGAUUACCAGUGCCACUCAAUUGUACAUGGUGGUGAGUUGGACAAGAGCAUGGGAUGUGUGCCCAAGGCUGUGAUUGUCAAGUGAAGAGAAGACUGAAGUCAUCACAUCAUCGAAUGAUGAUUGUUGUGAAUUUGUCUAUUUCUGCCAUUGUUAAUAUGCACAAGUACAUGAAGUUACAUUUGUUGUUCGGAUCAGUCAAAGCUGUUGUCUCAUCUUUCAUACUUAUUUUUUCGGUAUUCUGUCCUUUCUCCUUGGUUUGCUUUGACAUUUCACAUGACACUUAGCUCUCCUCCUGCAUGAAACAGACAUGUCAUAGUAUUACUGAAGUACUGAUGCAAUUGGUCUUAAACCAAAGUCAAACCUGUAUUUCAUCCACAGUUGGUUGUAGGAAAGCAGCUUCAGUUACAAGUAUACCCCACUUUUCUUGAGUUAGGUUCACCAGAGAGGUGAGUGUCUUUGACCAGUGCCACUCUACGCUCAUCUGCCACACUGAUGUGCAAGUAUAAAACUGAGAUACUGAUCAAACUGAAACCAAACUCUACUAGGAUCUGAACCAAGAUAUUUCUGUUAUAAUGAUUUUAAUGUGCAACAUCAUGCUCAAGUGAUGGCACUUACAAUAGAAUUGCAGUCUGAUAGCUUACCAAUAUUCCUUCCAACCAUACAGAGAUACACUCACGAAAUAUGCCAGACUGACACACUUUGCAUGGAAAGUUUUCUCUACCUGGAAAGUUUUCUCUACCCUUUUAUUUACAUACAUUGGCUCAAUGACAACUCUGCAUUCUAAUUGUAGGUGAAAUAUUCAGUUUCUGUAGAAUUAAAUGGCAAUGGGACAUCAAUCCCUUUAACAUCAGCUUCUCAAAGAUUGUUGCGUUGACUUCUAAUUUCUUAUGGAGCAAAGGCAGUACUCACCAGAUUCACGCUUUUGUUCACUUGCGCCUUUAUGAAUUGAUUCUCCCUGUAAAUAUAUAUGUACCUAUUCUGUUAUGUUGAUCUGCAGAAGCUUCAGUGUUGGUGUGUGGCAGUAAUGAUCAGGACAUUGUUGCUGUUGUAACAGAGCUGUCCCAGUAGGCUGGUUGGAUGUGUUUUGUAAACAUAUGAGGGUAUGGUGUUACACAAAAGUAUUUUAUGUCCAGAGAUAUCCUUGUUCAUUUUAGCUGAGAGUUCUAGACGUCUGCAACUCCUCUGGUUAUAAUAUGUUUGUUCUGUGGUUAUAAUAUGUUUGUUCUGAAUGUAUAGAUAUGCCUCAAUUUCAUGUUGAUUGUUUUAUGUCAGCAAAUUUCAAAUCACCAAAUUAUAUAAAAUUGUACUUAACAUACUCAUAUACAUGUUGUUUUCAUUACGUUUGAUGAUGUCAGAAAUGUCUUUUUUCAACUGAUUGUAUAUUCUUGACUCCCAGUUAAACGCACAAGGUCAGAAAUGUAGGUGCAUCCCCAGAAAGCAAUCCUGAAAGAAAACAAAAGCAUGAAUAAUUUAAUGAAACAUAAUUAUUGUUGAUAUUUCAUUUGUAUGUUGCAAAGUGAUUUGAAGUUUCUGAUAUUUUGAGUACAUCAGUGACAUAAUCUCAAGUGUGUAUUUUUUAUAGAUUAUAGUUUGAUUUUGUUAUUUUUAGAUUCUGUUUAUCAAUGCUAUGUAUCCUCCUGUAUAAUACUCUUGUUGUCCUAGUGCUGUCUGCUAUACGGUUGCUGUAAUGUAUAUAGAGACUUCCUUACCGGGCUUUCAUUGUUGAGCUAUACAUGAUAUUUACAUGGUGGCCAGUUGUAACACUGUAAGCCAGCUACAUGUACUGAUGGGACAGACACUCAAAGCCACAAUCUGGUUUAAUAGAGGAAAUAUGACUUAACAAAGCUGAUUCUUAACAGUAUUUCAAAAAUAAAAGAAAGGUACAGUCGGUUGGCCUUGACAUUGAAGCAAUUUUUUUUUAACCUUAAAAUGAAGAUAUUUCAGAAUAGGAAUAAUCCUCAUUUGACAAAGCAAAGGCUGCUCAUUUUAUUGUAAACAUGUAGCAACAUAUUUGCUUGCUCUCAAUGAAAAACACAUCAGACUCUUUCUAUUGUGACAGUGUUCAUUUAGAUGGAUGUUCAUUGUCCUUGGGGAUUGGCUCAAUAAGAUAGUAUUCUUGUCAUUAAUCAACUCUAGUCAUGAAACAGACUGACUGUUUUGUUUCCAAAAUAACUGAUUGGCUUCAUUUCUGGGUCCUGUUGUAUUUGAGUAUGUCACAAGGCCAACCAGGAUGUAACCAGGAUUAGGCCACAUUACCUGUAAUCAUCUUGUUUCUCAUCACUUUAGAAAAUUACUUGGAAGGAAAGCUGACAUAAUUCAGGCAAAUUGUCAUUUAGUCAUAUCAGUGUGUAAUAGCGAUCUGGACAUUUCACAUUUCAGUUACAACGAUCACCCAUUCUUGCGGUCGUGUACUAAAUAUCAUAAACAGUUACCAAUUUGUGUUGCAAGGUUAUCCCAGCUGUACAUGGAGACAGGCCAGCUUCUAAUUGCAUUUGUUAUUUUUACCAUAAUGGCAGUUCCUGCAAAUUGUGCUACAGCUUCAGCUCAGUUCUAAUCAUAAUCAAUAUGCAAUGACCAGCAGUCUCGUCAGUGUGUGCUACAAGCUUGCUCAUCAUCAUCCACAGUACUCGUGCUAAUGCAGUUUACCAGCCAUUUGUUUCAGUGUUUGCAUGAGACGCCCUACAAAUAUACUGGAUGAUAGGUAUUGAUUUUGGCCCUGACUAUACUAACACUGAUUCUAUAGCAUAGAUAGAAGGAUAUUUAACACCAUUAACUCUGAAUACCAUUAACACCAGGGUAUUCAACACUAGGCAUCAAUAUUAACACAAUCAAGCCUGAUCUGUUUCCAAGAUUUAUGUAUGCCAAGGCAGUAAUCAUGUAAAGCUACCUGUCUUGCAAAUGUUAAGCCUAUAUAUGUUGAUAUCAGUGUUGAUGAAUGUAUUUGCCAGGGUCCUAUGACAGGUACAAACCACACCAAGUUAUAUUGGCGAGCACACACUUUCAAUGUGACGGUCGCCUCAUCAUACCAUCCAUUGAUCUUUACUUUCUUAUGUGUUGUCUAGUCAGUCACCAGGAUGCAAUAGAUUAGUUUAUUUUUGCAGCAGUACUUCAAAUGUGUUAAGCCAGUCAAUCACUAUUUUCUUAAGUAUUUUGUCCAUUCUAAACAGAUUUUAUUGAAAGACCAAAUAAUUUUGUUUUUGUGAAUAACUGGAUUUCUCCAGGAAGAGCUACCUAACAGAUGACGUAGUAAGCAAUACAAAUUUAAAAUCAGGACAACGAUUUUUACUUAUAUUCGGUAAACUACAUCGAAAUAUACACUUAUGUCAUGACAUUUAUUUUGACUUUAUAAAUAAGCUCUUUUCCUAAGGUCUGUGAAGUAUGGACAGACAAAAUGUUUUCAAGAUGUGUAUUUUGCUAUGCAUAUUUUGCUAGUGCCAACAUGUGUUCCUAGCUAAAGGUGUAGAUAGAAUGUUUAUUGUUUUGGUACUAUUUUUGUAUGUCAUCUAGUUUGCUUUGUUGUGUACAUUCCAUUGUUUAAAUUUUUUAUACUUUUCUAUCAGUAAUAGUAUCAGUCAAGCCAAUGCCUGGAUGCAUGUGAUAGAUGAAAUCUAUGUAUUGGAUGCUAUGUUUAUAGACUUUUAAUAGCAUGUUGUCUCUGUGUAGGUGUUGUGUUUUUACACAGAAGUGUAUCUUAGCAACUUGUAUAACACUGGUUAUCAAGUUUACAAUGUGAUAACUAAAGAUUUGUCAAUCCAAACCAGUUCAAUGUUUUGUGUUACAGAUGUUUGUGGUAAAAUGUAAUGAGAUCAGGCAAAAUAAUGUUUAUUUUGUGUCAUGGUUAAUUUCUUUUGAAUUUGUCAGUGAAAAAAAGGUUUUAACAUAAAUAAUAUCCAAAAAUAUUUCAAUCAAAUACACUUUUUUAUAAUUUUUUUAAAGAUUCGAUAGGCUCAUCUAUAACAAACAACAAUUUGGUCUGACCAUUUUAAUAUUUUGUCUUUUACCAUUUUACAACACAGAAAACUGGAAACUAUAGAGUUGGUUCUCAUGAAAAUACUAUAAGUAUUUGGUUCGAAGAUUUAAUCAAUGAUCAGAAAGUGAUGAUUAGAGUCAUCAGGUAUAGAGUUUUUUAAAGACGACAUUUGUAAGAUUAUUUAGCUGCAUUGUCUUAUCCUGAGGUUUAAUGUUCACUUUGAACUUUGACUGAUCAAUAUUAUUCAUCACAUUAUAUGUCUGCAAUAUGUCACAUAACAUGAUAACACUUAUACAGACUGAUUUGAUAAUCUGUGAUCAUAGGCUGAAGUAGUGAUGAUUGUUAGACAUGUGAUAUAGCAGUUAUCACCAGGAUGUUGCGGUACCAUGUGAUACUGGUUUUAUCACCCUGCUGAUCUCUGACUUUGUGUACACUGCUUCCCCAUAGCUCUGCCUUUGUUUUUCUGAUCUGUGUGUUAGAGUACAUCUGUACCUAAUAUUUGUUGAAGCUACAAUAAAUUAAAUUUUAGAUUUUGAUCUAAAUGUAUAAAAAUAGUAGUAGUAGGAGGAGGUUCUAUUUGUUUACUAACUUUUUUAACAAACUGAUCCAGGAAUCUGUCUGCUAUUAUUGUCAACAGAUACAAUUGAAGUAUUGUUAUUAUCAUGUAGUGUAUUUCAUAAAGUAAAGACAUUAGCGAUUGGACAGUGAGUUUUUUGCAUCUGUGGCUGAUUGUAAAGGAUAAAAUGACAUGUGGCAGGCACAAAUGUAAAUCAAAUGAUUUAUUAUGGCCUAAUGUUCGAUGUUGUUUGUCAGAAACACUGAACCCUUUGCAAUCUUGUCUUAUUAGGAAUAAUUUCAUAUUUCUAACACUGAUGGGUCAUGCUUUAGCCAACUGUUUUGUCAGGUAAGACUUGACCAUUUUAGUAUGUUGUGUUGUUUUAAAUAUUAACAGGAUAUUUCCACUUUUCAGAAAUAUCCUUGUUUAAGAUACUUAUGAUCUAUGUGUUUUUACCUCACAGGGUGAAAUGAAAUCUAUUUUAAACUCCUUUUCUAAUUGGCAGUUGCACAUUGUGAUGUAUUCAUGCUUACGUCUUAAGUGUUUUUUGUGCAGUUCACAUCUUUUAAACUUUGCCACAUCCACAGUAAGGAAAUAACAUGUUGCAUUCAAAUAUGAAAUAUCAUUUCUAUGGAAUAAUGGUUGUUAUUUAGCCAGGCCUCAGCGUCAUGUAGAUAGUGCUGCAGGUGUCUGUACACAGAGCAUGAUCUUCCUGGACAAGGAUCUGUACACAGAGCAUGGUCCUCCUGGAUGAGGAUCUGUACACAGAGCAUAGUCCUCCUGGACAAGGAUCUGUACACAGAGCAUGGUCCUCCUGGACAAGGAUCUGUACACAGAGCAUGGUCCUCCUGGACAAGGAUCUGUACACAGAGCAUGGUCCUCCUGGACAAGGAUCUGUACACAGAGCAUGGUCCUCCUGGACAAGGAUCUGUACACAGAGCAUGGUCCUCCUGGACAAGGAUCUGUACACAGAGCAUGGUCCUCCUGGACGAGGAUCUGUACACAGAGCAUGGUCCUCCUGGACAAGGAUCUCCAGCUGUAGUGUGCUGAUCAGGCAGUCACAAUGGCAGCCUGGCAUUGUCAGUAGGUGGAAGGUGCUCUAUGGUUAACUGAUAGUGUCUGGCAAUUUACUAUACAGCCAUGGACCGCUGCUCACUCCUUGGAACCAAACUCAGUUACACAGGCACUGAGUCGGCUCCUUGGAACGGCCAGAGGCUAUGAUGGUUUGUUUGAAUCCCACAUUUGCCUUGAUUAUGUUUCUAGGUUUGUCAGAACCAUCCAUGUUUUAUGGGUUCGAAGAACACAGUGGCUGUAUGGCCUACAUCACUUUGGUUUGUCUGCAACAGGCUGACAUACCUUCAAACUGAUAUACUGUUCAAACUGUAUAAAGCACAACUCACUGUGAGAUUGCUGACUGGUCUAUACAAGCUUCCUCAUUCACAUACAAGUAGUCCACGAGGCUAUAUGUGCCAAAAUACAAGUUAUAGAUCAUUCCUCAUAAUAUGCCUGGCACACCGCUGUAUUUGUGAUAAGGAUGUUGGUGAUAAUAGAGCUCCAUGUGCUGGUAAGUCAACAUAUGUAAAAGUGAUGUCAUACUGAUUGGUUCUUCAAUACAGUCUCCACCUUCUAAUCAGUUUAUUGUGAUGUAAAAUAGUAAUGUGUUUAUUUAUGUGAUGAUUUUAUAAUAUGAUUCAAAGGAAUGUGUCGAAUGAAGAGGCACUUGUCUCAGUGUUGUGACUAUACAACCAGUUUGACUAACACUCAAUAGGAAUUGUGAUAGAGAAACUUUCAUGAUAUUACUUUUGGGAAAUAUACUGCCCACUCUUUCAGUAACAGAACAGAAAUAAAACAGGGAAAGCUUUUUUUGACAGUUUUUGAAGUGGUUCCGAUUCAUAGUUAAAGUUUCAGAACUAAACCAAAAAGCUGAAAACAUGUAUACUAAUUUUGAUUUGAUACAUAUGAAAAUAGACAGUUUUAGUGUUAGGGAGAAUCAAAUUGCUUUCAACAGUAUUUGAACUGUAUUUGAUUUUAUGUCAUUACACAUUAAUAAAAUUGCCAAACCAACAGUUGUCUCCCUUUCUGUAUAAUAAUUGACUCAGGAUUUCAUCACUGAGUCUGCUGUGCCCUAUUAGUUCUGGUUUCUGCAAGCUGGUGAAUACCUUGUUAUUCACACAUAUGCUUUUGCUGUUUUCCACUUUAGAAGAUCACAUUGUUGUACACGUAAGUUUAUUCUGACCUUGUUCUACAUUUACUGUUAUGUAUAGCUAUUUCCCACCAUUGAAGUUUGAUGUUUUAAUAAUUUUCUUGUUCUUUGCAGCAUGAUCUUCUUUUUUUUUAAUGAGAAUGCUCUUUGUACACAUUGAAAGUCAAUGCCUAACAUCAUUAAUAAAGUUUUGUAUAACUA
This is a messenger RNA of Haliotis rubra (blacklip abalone), 11273 nucleotides long. RefSeq names its product protein tweety homolog 1-B-like. Gene Ontology annotation, molecular function: volume-sensitive chloride channel activity; intracellularly calcium-gated chloride channel activity. The record is from RefSeq and is a predicted model, not a curated record. Bases 142 to 1743 code for a protein of 533 amino acids. Gene Ontology annotation, cellular component: plasma membrane. Lineage: Eukaryota; Metazoa; Mollusca; Gastropoda; Lepetellida; Haliotidae. The transcript has 15 exons.